This is a messenger RNA of Magnusiomyces paraingens, 1638 nucleotides long. RefSeq lists its product as uncharacterized. The record is from RefSeq and is a predicted model, not a curated record. Gene Ontology annotation, molecular function: RNA polymerase I core promoter sequence-specific DNA binding; RNA polymerase I general transcription initiation factor activity. Bases 1 to 1638 code for a protein of 545 amino acids. Lineage: Eukaryota; Fungi; Ascomycota; Dipodascomycetes; Dipodascales; Dipodascaceae. The transcript has a single exon. Gene Ontology annotation, biological process: transcription initiation at RNA polymerase I promoter.
AUGGAACCAUUGCAUAUUUCUUUAUUGACUCCUAGUAUUUUAAAAAAUAAAACUGUUCGAAGAUUCCAUUAUGAAGAACAACGCGAAAUUCGACAGUGGUACAAAACAAACCGAAAUGACUUAUCAGACAUAAGAGACAACCCACAUUAUUGUUACAAGGGUCUUUUUGUUCAGACAGAAUCCCGAAGUUCCAGUUCUAAGAGUGCCUCAAAAAAGAAAAGUAAUUCUGGAAAGAAAUCUAAUAAAGUCUCUAAGUUCUCUAACUCAAAGAGAUCCAGUGAUAUGUCCAGUUCUGGUCAAACGACUGUAAACUUAGAUGAAAAAGGUGAAGAUGAAGAUGAAGAUGCUAUAGAAGCAAAUUCAGUUAUAGAACCCUUGAGAUUCCGAGGACUAUAUACCCGUAACUUAUAUGAUCUUCUUGGAAGAUUAAAACCUAAAUACCAAUCAAAUACAAAAGAGUUUAAGGGCUUUUCUGCUGAUAACUUUUCUGAUAUAGAAAGAAGUUCUGAUUCAGAUGAAGAAAAUUUUUACUCUCCUGCCUUCGAAAUAAAUGAAAACAAUUCCGAAAGUUUAUUAGGCGUUGAUAGCCAAGAGAUUUCUACUUUUCAUCUAUUGAAAGAUCAAAAGAGCCGAAUCUCUAAAAAUUUAAGUAACCCAGAAUUACUUGGUGACAGCUUGAGACGUAAAAAACAAGAUUUGCUUUUUCGUUGCGAGCUAAGUGGAAUUGAAUCUCUCCCUCAGCCUCUCAAGGUAGGAAAGAUUAGACGUGAGAGCCCUCGUGUUCAAAUGCUAAUGAAAUCUCUUAGUUCUACCACUCUUCAAUUUCUUUCCAAAAAUCGUUCCAGAAAUGAUUUCAAAAACAAAAAUAUACCGACCGCUGACUAUAACCAUUUUAAAUUACCACGAGAGGAUGAUGUAUUUAUAAAUUUUCACUCAUGUGCAAAAUUAAACAACAACUCGGGUCAGAAAAUUACUGAAGCUGUGACAGCUAAGCAAAUGGUGGCUAAUAUCCUUUGCAAAUCGAUUCUAGAUAAAAAGUAUGAGUUGGCAAGGCGUGCUCUUGGAAUAUAUGUUAGACAUGACGAUAGUGAUAUGAGAUUGGUUUACAGCGCUGCGUUAAAAAUAUUGGAUUAUAGGAAAACAGAAAAACGCAGCAAUGUUUUAAAUCAAAAUGGUGAUAUCGAGAACGGUGAUGUAAAUGAAAUUUCUGAAGAUGAAGAGCUAAUCAGAUGGAUGAUUGUUGCUUAUCCUUCCAUGAUUGAGUAUUUUCAGCUUAGUCGAAGCUUUCCUAAAAAUAUCGAAUACGCUCAAUUAUACGUAAUGAAAAUGCUUUAUAAACCAGAACCUAGGGGAUACAAUGAAGCAAUCGAUUAUCUGGAUGAUUUAUUAAGAAAAGCACCUUAUCUAGAUGAACCUGUGUUUUAUUUGCUUCGUGCCUUUGCCAACACUCAAAAAGCUUAUGAUGAAAACGCUGAUACAUCAGAAAGAUUAAAAGCAAUUGAUAGUAUUCAGAAUGAUUAUCAAAAUGUUCAUGAAUUAGGAGGUGAAGGGUUUUAUCCCAAAGAUCUUAUUACCUUACAACGAAAAAACAUUGGAAAACUACAAAAGUCUCUAGUUAAUGACGAGGAAAGCAACUAA